GAUACAGAUUUCCCAAUAUAAAUUAUGGCAAGCGUAAGUAGAAAGAUCUCAAGAAAGGAGACUAGAAACCGUCACCCUGGGUUGACGCAGCAAAAAAGGCAAGAGAUCAAAGAAGCAUUCGAGCUCUUUGACACCGAUGGCUCUGGAACUAUUGAUGCCAGUGAGCUGAAUGUUGCUAUGAGGGCCCUUGGAUUUGAAAUGACAGAGGAGCAAGUUGAGCAGAUGAUUGCUGAUGUUGACAAGGAUGGUAGUGGUGCAAUCGAUUUCGAUGAAUUUGUACACAUGAUGACUGCCAAAAUAGGGGAGAGGGACACUAAAGAGGAUCUCGCGAAAGCAUUUAACAUACUAGACCAAGAUAAAAAUGGGAAAAUAUCUGCUGCUGACAUUCAGCAAAUUGCCAAGGAGUUGGGAGAAAAUUUCAGCGCAAAAGAAAUACAAGAGAUGAUAGAGGCAGCAGAUCGUGAUCGUGAUGGAGAAGUAAGUGCGGAAGAGUUUAUGAGGAUCAUGAGGAAAACCAGCUUCGCAAACUAGUAGUACAAAAUCAUAUUU
Molecule: messenger RNA, 549 nt
Organism: Solanum verrucosum
Lineage: Eukaryota; Viridiplantae; Streptophyta; Magnoliopsida; Solanales; Solanaceae
Product: caltractin
Exons: 7
Coding region: 25-531 (168 amino acids)
Biological process (GO): mitotic cell cycle; centriole replication
Cellular component (GO): centrosome; centriole
Molecular function (GO): calcium ion binding
Source: RefSeq, a predicted model, not a curated record